GCAGCUACCAUAGAAUUACACAAGGAUAAAUAUACAUCCGCGCUCCUCUCUGUAGCUAGUCAACAAAGCCACACGUUUUCAUAUUGUAGAUAGUUGUGUAUUUGUUUGUUAUUGUAAUUGUAGCUAUAAUAAACUAUACAGCUAGAAAUAUUUAAUAACUUUAUCGGUUAUUUUGUAACCGCGUGAUAGCUACAGACAGGGUUCGUCAGAUAUCCGGUGCUUUGUAAUUUGCUAGCUAGCCAGUUAUCCAUACAUUUACUGCUGUGUUUACUAUUGUGUAGGCUCUUUCUGGAGGGGAAAUUAUGAAUUACUCAGAUUAUGAUUCCGAUGGCUAUUCUUCAAAUGCAGAUCAAGACUAUGUCCCAUCUGAUGACAACCUCAGUGAAGAUGACAUGAAUCAAUGUGUGAAAGAAGAUGGUCUGGAAGGGGUUGACCAUAGUAGCCAACAGUCAGAUAAUGUCACCAAGAAGAAAAAGAAGAAAGGCCAAGACAUUGGCAUGAGGAAAAGAAAGAAAGGAGGACUGAAGUUAGAGGAGACAGAGCAGGAUGGCAGAGUGGAGGAGCAGGAGCAGGAGCAGGAGGGAGAGGAGGGAGAGUUUUCUGAUUCCAGGCCCAAGAAGGAGGUGGACGAAGAGAAAAAGAAGAAGAAAGCUGAUGAUUUGUGGGCCAGUUUUCUGAGUGAUGUUGGUCCCAAAUCCAAGCCAUCUAUUCCAUCACCACAGUCGACUACUAAACAGCAGGCUGCACCCACAGACAGACCGAAGAAGUCCACCGCGGCCCCAUCAGAACGUCAUCAUUUAGAGCUUAAACCUAAAGAGCCCUCUAAAGUCACCAUCACUAAGGUGUUUGACUUUGCUGGGGAAGAGGUUCGAGUAACCAAAGAGGUAGAUGCUGACUCCAAGGAGGCCAAGUGCUUUCUGAAGUCCAAGGAGGAGACACCAGAUGUGCGGACUAUACCCAGCAGGCCAGAGCACUCCUCCCUCGCCCCUGGACCCAGGGGUCCAGCCUGCUCUCCUCAUGGCCACAGACAUCUGGAGGAGCUAUCCACUCUCCCCAGGGAUACUGUGAGAACAUUCUUACAGUUGAAGCACCUCUGCGAGGCACAAAAUGGUUCCCAUGUGAAGAGGCCUGCAGGGAUGGGUAGCAUCCUGAACCGCCUCGGGGGGAAGAAACAGAAGAUGAGCACGUUGGAGAAGUCCAAGAUGGACUGGGACGCCUUCAAAGAUGAGGAGGGCAUCGGGGACGAGCUGGCCAUCCACAACCGAGGCAAAGAAGGAUAUGUGGAGAAAAAGAAUUUCCUGCAGAGAGUUGACCACCGGCAGUUUGAGCAGGAAAAGAAAGUACGUCUCGGCAACAUCAUGAAGCGAUGACAAGGAAUAAUGGAGGAGGUACAUUAACAAUUGUGACACAUGCGCGCGCACCACUCUGAACAUGCCUGCCCAGUUCCCUCCCAUGAUUUCUCUUCCCAGUACUUGGCCUCUGGACUGCCCAUGUGUUUGGAAUGGCCAACAGUACCUGCUACCUGCUGUUUUUGGACCUGCGUCAGACUUCACAUUCCCAAUCUACACACAGCGCUCUCAUUACACCUCCAUCUGUUCCUGGAUCUGCGUGUGACCCGAAUCACCUAGACUCAGACCCCUGACUGUGUCUUCCUAUCUCUAUGAGAGGUGUGGUGGCAGUGUUAACCUGCUUACCUCAGCACAUGGCUGUGUGGGUUUUCCUGUACUAAACAUUUGUCAUCAUCAUCACCAGGAUGAAGGAAAAAAUGGAAAGCAUUCCAGGAGUGAGAAGAGGAGAAUGAGCAGCACAGUCAUGAUUCCACACCCUGAACUCUGGAUCAGUCGUUAUUGGCAUUGACUUGAAAGGGAGGAGGAGAGCGGGAAAGAGGAAGAAUCCACACACUGCUCAGAUAUUUGUGCCAUCCCUCUACACCUCCUGCAGUGAUUCGGUUUGGUGUGCUGUUCAUUGGAAGAGUUAAAGUUGAUUGCAUUUCACCUCCCUGUUGUGCGGACUGCGCUUCUCUGGAUAAAUUCCAGCUAAUCCGAGGAGAAGAUUUGUCUCACUCUCUGAUGUACCUUAGUUAUACCAAUAACGAUCACAGUUUCUGACAUGAUGCACGAUGAAAGAUCUAUGUUUUAUCAACAUGUCAGCUUAGCUGCUUCUUAAACCUGAGCUAAGAGGGGAGAGGAUCACUGAGCGUUUCCUCAACGUGUGCUACUGUUCUCCCAACGUAAUGACACGGCUCCUAUUACAAGGUAAUUUUAUGGUUGUUCAGUAACAGACACUCACACAGACAGGCUAAUUCAGGGACUUUAUUUUUAGUUACAGGUUGUUAAAUGAAUGGGCUUCAAGUGUGUCUGAAUAAUAACGUCUCGUGUUAUUAUGUCAGAAUUUGGACUUGUGUGAUGUUGUUAUCCUGGUACUGUACUGUGUCAACUGUAUAACAUUGAAUAAAGCACGCUAUUUGGUUUGAAA
Messenger RNA from Salvelinus fontinalis (brook trout), 2475 nucleotides. It is a transcript of the gene cfdp1, whose product is annotated as craniofacial development protein 1. The record is from RefSeq and is a predicted model, not a curated record. The transcript has 8 exons. NCBI's taxonomy places the organism in Eukaryota, Metazoa, Chordata, Actinopteri, Salmoniformes, Salmonidae. Bases 303 to 1370 code for a protein of 355 amino acids.